AUGAAAUCAUUAUUAAAGAAGAAUAUUAAACAAGACUAUACCAUUGAAUUUAAACACAUCAAGGGAUUAGACAUUGGGGAUAAUAUUGAAGUUGUUUUAAAAUGGAGAAGAGGAGAUAAAAAAGAAAAUAAAGGGACUAUAGAAAAAGCAUUAGUACAUAACGGAGAAAUUAUUUAUUCACCAGUCCAAGUUGUUCAUAUUCAUUGCACAUUAUUUUUAACUAAAAAUGGUUAUGACGAAAAAGGACUUGAGAUUUCUCUCCAUACAACUGGAAAGAAAACUAAAGAACUUUGUGAAGGAUUUAUUGACUUAGCUAAAUAUGCAGACCUUAAUGGUGCUUCAAAAGACCUUUCUAUUAAACUUAUUGGUAAAAGUCCAGCUAUUGUUGAAAUGUCUAUUUCUUCUCUUCUUGGUGAGGCUGGUGGUAGUUCAGAUGAGACAGAAGUAUUACAAAUGAAGGCAUCUGCAACUACAGAUAUCCAUGAACUUCUUGUUCAACAAGUUAGUAAAAAGCAAGAAGAAGAUGAAAAAGAAGAAGAGCUUGAAGAAAAACAACGUAAGCAAAAAGAAAUUGCUGAACGAGAAGAAGCAGAGCGUCAAAAAAGACUUCAAGAACAACAACAGCAAAUUAAAGAAGCUGAUGUGUUUGCUGCAGCAAGUUCUUCUGUUAAAAUUAAAGGAAAAAAAGAAAAAGAUACAAAAAAGAAAUUUACACAAGAGGAUGUAGAUAAGGCAUGUGAAAAAGCUGUUCGUGAAGCUUUAAAAAUGAAAAAAGAGAAAUAUCAUAAGAUUAGAGAUGAUUUGAAAAAUCAACUUAAAAACACAACUGAGUCUUUAACUCAACAAAAGGAAAUUGCUAUAAAAGAAAAAGAAAAUCAAAUAGAUGAAUUAAAUAAGAAAAUUUCUUCUUUAGAAGAAGAAGUUAAAGAGAAAGAGACAUUAAAAGUUUCUUUAGCUACUGCAGAAAAUAAUAAAAAACAGCUUUCUGAAGUAAUUGAAAAGAAUAAAAUUGAACGAGAAGAAGAAAAGAAACAGGUAGAACAACAAAUUGAAGAAUUAAAGAAAGAAAAGAAAGAAGAAGAAAAUAAAAAAGAAGAAUUAAAGAAACAAUUAAACGAAGAACAAAAAGAAAAGAGCAAUGUUAAAGUUGCAUUAGCAGCAUCUGAGGCUGUUGUAGUAGGAUUAAAGGCUGAGGUAGAAAAGAAAGAAAAUGAAAUGACAGAACAAAAGAAGAAAGAUGAAGAAGAAAAAGAAGAAUUAAAGAAAAGAAUAGAAGAAAUAGAAAAGAAUGCAGCUGCAGGUUCUGAACAAAUAUUGAAUCAGAAGAACGUAGAAAUCGAACAAAUUAAAAAUGAAAAAGUUUGUUUAUUUUUAUUAAUUUAUUGUGAGUGUAAUAUGUGA
This is a messenger RNA of Entamoeba dispar SAW760, 1401 nucleotides long. RefSeq names its product M protein, serotype 6 precursor, putative. The record is from RefSeq and is a predicted model, not a curated record. The transcript has 2 exons. Bases 1 to 1401 code for a protein of 466 amino acids. Lineage: Eukaryota; Evosea; Mastigamoebida; Endamoebidae.